Molecule: messenger RNA, 3772 nt
Organism: Closterium sp. NIES-67
Lineage: Eukaryota; Viridiplantae; Streptophyta; Zygnematophyceae; Desmidiales; Closteriaceae
Source: the annotation of a GenBank genome assembly
CCCCUUCUCACUGGCACCAGCAAGGUCCUUCGCGUAGUGUGAAUCGUUCGCUGAGGCUUCCACCCAAGCAUUUCUGCCAGAGGUCCUAUGUUUCAAAUUGACAAGCUUUCAACGGUUCAACGUCUCGCACGCGGUUUUUUUUUUUUUUUUUUUUUUUCAAAGUUUAUUCUGAUUUCUUUUCAUUCCAUUUUGUCUUCCUCGUUUUCGGAUCCAUGGCCAAGCGCUGCCUACUCGUCCAGGAAGCGACUGCUAGGCUGCCUUAAUCUCAAGCACAAGCCCAGCUGAAAGCCUCCCGUUUUCAAAAGAAGCCUUCAAUCCCUUGGAAGGACUCUUCAGACGCCAUGGCGGACAACGAGGGUCCAUGGAACGGGCAGUGGCACUUGCUGCAGGGCCAGCAGCAGGAGCAAGCGGAGGAGCAGCAGUGGCGGCAUCACGAGGUGCAGCCGCAGCUGUUCGGCCACCUGCUGGGAGGGCAGCACCUGGAGGGCGACGCUGAGCAGAGAGGAGCGGAGACAGUAGAACAUCAGACUCAGCAGCAGCAGCAGUGGCAAGCGGGAAGCGGUGCUCCAGGUCAGCUAGCUGCGCCCGUUCUGCAGCACCCAUCGGGCCAGUCUUUAUCUAAACCCCUCAACUUCCUGUCUGAAAUGAAUCACUUUCACAUGGCUGCUGGCGCCGCUGGGUGGGGCCCGGCAGCAGCUGGAACUGAAGGGGGAGCUGCACCCAGAGCAGCACCAGCACCAGCAACAGCAGCAGCAGGAGCAGCAGCAGGUGCAUUGGCGUUACCAGCGUUACCAGCAGCAUCAACAUCAGCAGCAGGAGCGUCAAGAGCACUCGUUGUCCUAGGGGACAAUCAGAACUCCUCUCCUCUUGCCCUGCCCACACCAGGCGGCAACAACCCCAACCAACUCAAAUCGAACUCUGAUUCCAAAUCCCUCUCCGGAGGCUCGGGAAUCGCCCAGCCUGCCGAGCCUGACUCGAACACCGCAGUAACCAGCGCCAAGGCUGCGUCCGGCAGCUGCGGCGGGGACCCGAAGCUGUUCCGAGGCGUGCGGCAACGGCACGAGGGCCGGUGGGUAGCAGAGAUCCGGUACCCCAAGAAACGGUCCCGCGUGUGGCUGGGGACGUUCAACACCCCGGAGGAAGCCGCCAGGGCGUAUGACCGUGCUGCUGUGAAGCUCCGCGGCCCCAAGGCCAGAACCAACUUCCCUCAUCCCGCUCUGGCGGAGUGGCAGCCGUUGCCAGGGUAUGUGGGGGUUGAGAAGGCGAUUACUGAGGCUCGGGAGAGAGGUGGGGGGGAUGUGGGUGCGGGGGGCGUGGCUGGAUGGGCUCCAGGGUCGGGGUUUAAUGCUGGGAACUCUGGGGGGGGGCAGGGGUUAGGGAACCGGCAGCUGGUGGUUGCUUCUGGGGGGGGUGGUACUGGGGGAGGCUUGGUGGGGGGAAGUGCGGCAGGGGGUUCUGGGGGGAUGCUGUCAGCAGUGGGGACGGGGACUGGGAUUGACGGUGGUGGAUCAUUAGGUGGGGUGGGAGAAGGGCAGGGAGGAGGAGGAGGAGGGAGUGGAGGUGGUGGUGGUGAUGGUGGUGGUGGUGGGUUGGGAGGGAUAAUGGGGCUUGAUGGGUGCACACUGCAGCAGCUGCAGUCGCUGGGGAUUCCGCCCGUGAUCGUGGGUGCAUUGCACCAGCAGCAGCAGCAGCAGCAGCAGCAGCAGAAGCAACAACAGCAGCAGCAGCAACAGCAGCAACAACAACUUCUUCUUCAGCAGCAGCAGCAGCAGCUGUCAAUGCAACGCCAACAACAGCAACAACAAGAGCAAGAACAACAACAAGAGCAGCAGCAGCAGCUUAUGGGGGCAUUGAGCAACCAAGGAGGAGCAGGCGGGGGCAGGAGACUAGACGCCGGCGGAGCAGCAGCAGGGGGGGCGUUGGGAGCAGCAGCAGCCGAUCCCGCCCUACAGCGAGCCCUACUAGAGCUGCUGGUUGCAAAUGCAGGCGGGGCGGGGGGUGCUGCUGUGUCUGAGCGGAUUCUCCUGCUGUCGCUGCAGCAGCAGCUGGAAGCGCAGCAGCGCCAACAGAUGCUGCAGGCGCUAGGGCAAGCGCAGAGGGGGGGAAUGGGGCAAGGGCAGGGGGGGGGGAUGACGCAAAAAGGGGGGGGGAUGGGGCAAGGAGGUAUGGGGCAAGGCGGUAUGGGGCAAGGAGGUAUGGGGCAGCAGAAGAUGUUCGGGCAGCAGCAAGGGCUUGGUCAGGGAGUUUCCGGGCAGCUCGGCGGGCGGCAGAUGGGCCUAGGGCAGGCUAACUCUGUCUUGCAGGGGCUCGUACAGGGGCAACGGCAGGGGCAAGGGCAGGGGCAAGGGCAGGGUCAGGGGCAAACUGUAGGGGAAACAGAUAAACAGGGGAAGCGAUUGAAAAGAGACGAUACAAACAACUCUGAGGAGUCUUCAACUGGGGUUAGUGGCGCUGGGGGUGUUGCUGCUGCCCCUGGUGGUGGUGGUGGUGGUGCGGCAAGUGUGGGCAAUGCGGCAGGAGCAACAAGCGUGUCUGCUCAUCGGGGUUUGGAUGGGGGAGGUGCGAACUGGCAAGGGGGAGAUGGUAAAUCUUCCAUGCUUCAGCAGCUUUCUGGCCAGGCGUUUGCUCCUUCUACAGGCUCCAUGGGAGGACCUCUGAAACAUAACCCGCAUCAGCAGUCUCCCCAACAACAACUCCAGCCUAACCAGCUGCUGUCUCCCCGGCAACAAGUGCAGAAUCAGCAGCAGCAGCAGAAUCAGCAGCAGCUGCAGAAUCAGCAGCAGCUGCAGAAUCAGCAGCAGCUGCAGAGUCAGCAGCAAUCACAGAGUCAGCAACAUCAGCAACUGCAGCAUCAGCAGUUGACAGAAUCCCAUCUGUUGCAGGCCAGUCAGCAGUUGCAGCUGCAGAAUCAACCCUUGAACCAGGUGCAACAUCAUCAGCAGCAUCCACAGCAACAACUGCAGCCGCAGCAGCAGCAGCACCUGCAGCAACAGCAGCUGCAGCUAGCACAGCUGCUUCAGCAGCAGCAGCAGCAGCAGCUUCUAGCAGCGUUCCUGCAGCAGCAUGGGGGCAGCAACUUUGGUGGCGGCAGCAGCCGCGGCGGCGGCGGCGGCGGUGGUGGUAGUGGUGGUGGUGGGGGUGGCGUUGGUCCCAGUGGUGGUGCUAGUGACACUGGAGGGGGCAUAAUGGAUCAGCUGUUUCUGCAGCAGGCCAGACCAAAAUAGGAGUCUAGUUUUGAGGCGCCGCGAAACUAAACUCCUAUCAGGUGGUGGUGCUGGCGACACUGGGGGGGGGCUCACGGAUCAGCGAUUUCUGCAGCAGGCCAGACCAAAAUAGUAGUAGGUCGCUAACUACAGCCUGAGCUUGGACUUCUCACCACUAGCUCUCUCCCUCCUACUGUACUGCUCCGUAACCUCUCAGCCAUGUAGCCUCAUCUCACUACAUAGUCGAUCAAUUCAAGCCUGAUCCGAGCCUCACAUGCCCUGGAGAAAUAGGUCUGGAGAAACAGGCCUGGAUGAACAGGCCUGAGAAUCAGGUCUGGAGAAACAGGUCUGGAGAAACAGGUCUGGAGAAACAGGUCUGGAGAAAUAGGUAUGGAGAAACAGGUCUGGAGAAAUAGGUCUGGAGAGAUUGCGAAGAGGUCAUGCCUGUGCAAAUCAAUGCGAAGGGAGGGAGGCGGAUCUGAGGAUUCUGAAAGCCCCCUGGAGAAGAUAACUGGUCUCUGAUGCAAGGGGAGGUUUGAGUCGGAGGCUGUAGAAGGGGAUGAGUGGGA